AUGGGAGAUGAGGCACCCCGUGUGACUCCCCGCCAGAUUUGGGCGAACCCGACCACCACGUCGACCAAGACAUAUGCGUCCGGCUGUACUCCAAUUCUUCUACCCAGCGAUGGCAUUCUACACGUUAACAAUUCCUAUACUGUGACCCUCGAUAAAAACGCCGUCUACGAACCUGUUUGUACAGGCCAACCCGAGGAUUAUACUCAUGUCUCUGCCGUCCUUGAUACCCGCGAUCCAUUCUAUUCCUCAGUCACACCACAACUCUAUGCCAUCGGAUGCGCAACGGUCGUCAGUUACGUCCUGGUUAUAAUACUUCUCAUCACACCGCGAACAUUCUACGUUGGAGGACCUGGGGGUGGCGCGAAUUUCCUCGGACGCCAUGGGAUGAUCAGCGGCUCGUAUAGUGGAAAUUCCUCAGUCGUCGGAGUCGGAGGUCGCCCCUGGCUGCAAAAGGUGGCCGCGAUUCUCGUUGCUAUAUCCUUGACGAUUGCCACAGUUGAUUCUUUCCGAGUCGCGGAGCGCCAAUAUGACUAUGGAUAUUCCGACGCGGAGGCACUUUCUGAAGAGGUGAUCGAUGGGUUGGAGAUUCGGAUCGUUCGCGUCAUCUCGAGUACAUUCUUGUGGUUGGCGCAAGUCCAAACCUUGAUUCGACUGUUCCCACGACAUAAGGAGAAAGUCAUGAUCAAGUGGGCUGGGUUUGCGCUGAUCGUCUUGGAUACCACAUUUAGCAUUUUGGAGAACUUUUGGUUCAGGAAUACCUCGACACAUCCGAGAUUAUACGAAGAUGCGAUUCCCGCACUCAGCUAUCUGUUCGAACUGGCUCUCAACCUACUAUAUGCCGCAUGGGUGAUCUUUUACUCGAUCUCGAAACAUCGUUUCGCAUUCUUUCACCCGAAGAUGCGCAAUAUCGCCUUGGUUGCGCUCUUGUCUUACUGCGCGAUUUUGAUACCGGUCGUCUUUUUUGUUCUGGAUAUCGCACGGCCGGAGAUCGCCGGAUGGGGUACCUACAUCAGAUGGGUUGGAUCUGCUGCCGCGAGUGUGGUAGUCUGGGAGUGGGUGGAACGCAUAGAAGCACUCGAACGAGACGAGACGAAAGACGGAAUUCUCGGAAGAGAAGUUUUCGAUGGUGAUGAAAUGCUCGAAGUCACUCCUUCGGAAGAGGUUGAUUGGCCACGCUAUACGGGGCAUGGCGACAAAGGAGGCGGGCAUGGUGCAUCGUCCGGAUGGGGUGGAGUGAUGGGUCUGGGCCAUCGUCCUCUUCGAACUCGAGUGGGAAUCCCUCGUGGUAAUCGCAAUCGCAACAUGGGAGGAUUGUUGCCGAACACGAACAAUGCCACUUUCCCGCAGAACAGCACCCGUCCUACUCCACCACCGGCUGCUGUGACCCCAGUCAGCCGGGCUGAUACUACUAGUGCGGCAAGCACAGUAUAUAAUGUUCGAUACCAUCCGGUUUCUAGUCCUACACCACCAGUGACGAUGCCGCAUAUGGUGGAAGAAGAGGAAAUGGAGGAAGCAAAGGAACCCGAGAUCGAAGACAGACAAGAUCAUAAUGGAACCGAUCAAACCCCACCCCAAGCAGAGGCCAGAGAACAGUCCCCUCAGAUUGUCCAGGACCCCCGCUGGCGAGCUAUUCUCAAUCCUUUCAGGCGGAGACGUGCAUCCCUCCCACGGGAAGUUGCUUCCGCACAAGCCGGUGGAGAGCCUGUGGGCCAAGACGAAUCUGAGUUAUAUGACGAUGAUGAGCCUGAUGGGCAGGAACCAGACACGCAACCCAAUUCGCAGGCCAAAGUGAAACCCCUUUUCUCUCGCAAGGGACUUUUGGGCUCGGGACAAGCCUCGGAUACGCCACUGUCGGUUACUGUCAUCCCUGCUCGUCGAAGGGGACAACAUCAUACAUGGUCUCCACAAAAUCGACUGCUUGACUCAAGCAGCGCACAUCAAUCGAGAGCUAGCCAAGUUAGCCAAACCAGUCACGAACCCCGAUCUACCCGUCCGGAUCUUCCCGUGAGAGUGAUCCCCUCCCAGCCACAGGCUUCCGCCCCCUGGAGCGAUGCGGAUCUUGAAAAUGGGGAUGGGGACUACACUCUACGAUAUGACCCUGAAGCAGCGGCGCUGAUCGAUGAAGAUGUGGGCUCUCAACCCGAAGAACAUACCGUCAUCGCCGACCAAGCCAGCUGGACCGAGACAACAGUUUCAGAGGAUAGAGACGACGCUCUUUCCGAACAUGGUGGCUCUGGCUCACACCAGCCGACUCGUAGGCACGAGUCUCCUUGA
Molecule: messenger RNA, 2274 nt
Organism: Penicillium waksmanii
Lineage: Eukaryota; Fungi; Ascomycota; Eurotiomycetes; Eurotiales; Aspergillaceae
Product: PalH/RIM21 family protein
Exons: 2
Coding region: 1-2274 (757 amino acids)
Biological process (GO): cellular response to pH
Cellular component (GO): plasma membrane
Source: RefSeq, a predicted model, not a curated record